Messenger RNA from Rangifer tarandus platyrhynchus (Svalbard reindeer), 6003 nucleotides. The record is from the annotation of a GenBank genome assembly. NCBI's taxonomy places the organism in Eukaryota, Metazoa, Chordata, Mammalia, Artiodactyla, Cervidae.
AUGGCUGGAAUGUCUCGGCUACCGCCCAGCAUGUACUGGUGUGUGGGGCCAGCAGGGUCAGCUGUGUGUCCAGGACGCGCCAUGGAGACCCAGGACAACGGUGCCGGGGACAUGGGCAGCAAACUCUCUGUGCCAGGCAGUGAGCCCACAGUGCAGGGCCCGAGGACGGAAGGCAUUCAUGCUGCAUACAGGCGAGGCGACAUCAGCAGAGCCCAGCACCUGCUCCGAGAAGCUUGUGACGAGAGCACAUCCCAGCUGGAAAAGGGCCAGCUCCUGAGCAUCUCUGCUGCCUAUGGUGACCUGGAGACCGUCCGGUAUCUUCUCACUGAGAGGCUGGUGGAGCUACCAACGGAGCCCACCGAUGACAACCCCGCCGUGGUGGCAGCACAGUUUGGGCAUGCUGAUGUUGUUCAGGAGCUACUCGAGUCUUUGCCAGGUCCCUGCAGCCCCCAGCGGCUCUUGAACUGGAUGUUGGCCUUGGCGUGCCAGCAGGGGCACCUGGCAGUAGUGAAGCUCCUGGUCCUGCGCCACGGGGCCGACCCUGAGAGCCACGCAGUCAGGAAGAAUGAGUUCCCUGUCAUCGUGCGCCUGCCGCUAUACGCAGCCAUCAAGUCAGGGAAUGAAGAUAUUGCCAUAUUCCUGAUUCGGCAUGGAGCCUUUUUCUGCUCCUACAUUUUACUGGACAGUCCUGACCCCAGCAAACAUCUCCUCAGGAAGUAUUUUGUUGAAGCAAGUGCUUUGCCUGGCAGUUGUCCGGGAAAAAUGGCUCUUCGUGUAAAAUGGUCCCACCUCAAGCUGCCCUGGGUGGAUCUGGACUGGCUCAUCGACAUCUCCUGCCAGAUCACAGAGCUGGAUCUUUCUGCCAACUGCCUGGCGUCCCUCCCCUCGGUCGUUCCCUGGGGCCUUAUCAACCUCCGGAAACUGAACCUCUCGGACAACCACCUGGGGGAGCUGCCCAGCGUGCAGUCAUCAGAUGAAAUCAUCUGUUCCAGGCUACUUGAAAUAGAUAUUUCCAGCAACAAAUUGUCCCACCUCCCACCAGGAUUCCUGCAUCUCUCAAAACUUCAAAAACUGACGGCUUCAAAAAACUAUUUGGAAAAAUUGUUUGAAGAAGAGAGUGCCACGAACUGGAUUGGUUUACGGAAGCUACAGGAGCUCGAUGUUUCUGACAACAAACUGACAGAACUCCCUGCACUUUUCCUCCAUUCUUUCAAAUCACUCAGUUGUCUGAAUGCCUCCAGAAAUAACCUGAGGGCACUUCCAGAUGCCUGGGCUUGUCCUUUGAAAUGUUGCAAAGCAUCCAAAAAUGCCCUGGAGGCUCUACCAGACAAAAUGGCUGUGUUUUGGAAGAACCACCUGAAGGAUGUGGACUUCUCAGAAAAUGCACUGAAAGAAGUUCCCUUGGGACUUUUCCAGCUUGAUGCCCUCAUGUCCUUGAAGUUACAGGGAAACCAGCUGGUAGCCCUCCCACCUCCAAAGAAGUGGACCUGCAGGCAGCUCAAAGCCCUGGAUCUCUCCAGAAAUCACUUUGGCAAAAACGAAGAUGUCCUUAAAACAAAGCGCAUUUCCUUUUUCACCACCAGAGGCCGCCAGCGUUCGGGGACGGAGGCAGUGUGUGUACUGGAAUUUCCUGCUUUCUUGAGUGAGUCUUUGGAAGUCCUUUGUCUGAACGACAACCACCUGGAUGUAGUCCCACCUUCAGUUUGCCUACUGAAGAGCCUAUCAGAACUCUACUUGGGAAACAAUCCUAGCCUCCGAGAGCUCCCUCCUGAGCUGGGGCAGCUGGGCAACCUCUGGCAGUUGGACAUUGAAGACCUGAAUAUUGGCAACGUGCCUGCAGAGAUCAGAAAAGAAGGCCCCAAAGCGAUGCUGUCUUACCUGCGUGCUCAGUUGCGGAAAGCAGAGAAGUGCAAGCAGAUGAAGAUGAUCAUCGUGGGUCCGCCGCGUCAGGGCAAGUCCACCCUCCUGGAGAUCUUACAGACGGGGAGGGCCCCCCAGGUGGUACACGGCGAGGCCACCAUCAGGACCACCAAGUGGGAGCUGCAGAGGCCGGCUGGCUCGAGAGCCAAGGUUGAGUCUGUGGAGUUCACCGUCUGGGACAUCGGCGGCCCCGCCAGCAUGGCCACAGUCAACCAGUGCUUCUUCACAGACAAGGCCCUGUAUGUGGUGGUCUGGAACCUGGCUCUGGGGGAGGAGGCCGUGGCCAGCCUUCAGUUCUGGCUGCUCAACAUCGAGGCCAAGGCCCCAAACGCCGUGGUGCUGGUGGUGGGAACACAUCUGGACUUAAUUGAAACCAAAUUCCGCGUGGAGAGGAUCGCCACUCUGCGUGCCUAUGUGCUGGCCCUCUGCCGCUCACCCUCUGGGUCCAGGGCCACUGGCUUUCCGGACAUCACGUGUAAACACCUACACGAACUCUCCUGUAAGAGCCUGGAAGGUCAGGAAGGGCUGCGGCAGCUCAUUUUCCAGGUCACAUGCAACAUGAAGGACGUGGGCAGCACCAUAGGCUGCCAGCGACUUGCAGGGAGGCUGAUCCCCAGGAGCUACUUGAGCCUCCAGGAGGCCGUGCUGGCGGAGCAGCAGCGCCGCAGCCUGAGCGACGACGUGCAGUACCUGACAGACCGGCAGCUGGAGCAGCUGGUGGACCAGAUGCCCGGCAGCGAUAUCCGGGACUAUGAGGACCUGCAGUCUGCCAUCAGCUUCCUCAUCGAAACGGGCUCCCUGCUGCACUUCCCGGACACCAGCCACGGCCUGAGGAACCUCUACUUCCUCGACCCCAUCUGGCUGUCCGAGUGUCUGCAGAGAAUCUUCAACAUCAAGGGCUCGCGGUCGGUGGCCAAGAACGGGGUGAUUAGGGCCGAGGACCUGCGCUUGCUGCUGCUUGGCACCGGCUUCACGAAGCAGACGGAAGAACAGUAUUUCCAGUUCCUGGCCAAAUUUGAGAUCGCCCUGCCCGUCGCCAACGACAGCUAUCUCCUGCCUCAUCUCCUUCCAUCCAAACCUGGCCUGGACACCCACGGCAUGCGGCACCCCACAGCCAACACCAUUCAGAGAGUGUUUAAGAUGAGCUUCGUUCCGGUUGGCUUCUGGCAGAGGUUUAUAGCACGGAUGCUGAUCAGCUUGGCAGAGAUGGACCUCCAGCUGUUUGAAAACAGGAAGAACACUAAGAGCAGGCACAGGAAAGUCACCAUUUAUAGUUUUACAGGAAACCAGAGAAAUCGUUGCAGCACAUUCAGAGUGAAAAGGAACCAGACCAUCUAUUGGCAGGAGGGGCUCCUGGUCACUUUUGAUGGGGGCUACCUCAGUGUGGAAUCCUCAGAUGUGAACUGGAAAAAGAAAAAAAGUGGAGGAAUAAAAAUCAUGUGCCAAUCAGAAAUAAGGGACUUCUCGGCAAUGGCUUUUAUCACAGACCAUGUCAACUCCUUGAUUGAUCAGUGGUUUCCCGCCCUGACGGCUACGGAAAGUGACGGGACCCCACUGAUGGAGCAAUAUGUGCCCUGCCCAGUCUGCGAGGCCUCCUGGGCUCAGCACAGCAACCCCAGUGAGAGAUCAGAGGACGUGCAGUACUUCGACAUGGAAGACUGCGUGCUGACAGCCAUCGAGCGGGACUUCAUCUCCUGCCCCAGGCACCCUGACCUCCCAGUGCCUCUCCAGGAGCUGGUCCCCGAGCUGUUCAUGACUGACUUCCCGGCCAGGCUCUUCCUGGAGAACAGCAAGCUGGAGCACAGUGAGGAUGAGAGCGCCGUCCUGGGCCAAGGUGGGAGUGGCACCGUCAUCUACCGGGCCAGGUACCAAGGUCAGCCUGUGGCUGUGAAGCGAUUCCAGAUCAAGAAAUUCAAGAACUUUGCAAAUGCCCCUGCAGAUACCAUGCUGAGGCACCUGCGGGCCACCGACGCCAUGAGGAACUUCUCGGAGUUCCGGCAGGAGGCCAGCAUGCUGCACGCCCUGCAGCACCCCUGCAUCGUGUCGCUCAUCGGCAUCAGCAUCCACCCACUCUGCUUCGCACUGGAGCUCGCCCCCCUGGGCAGCCUCAACACCGUGCUGUCUGAGAAUGCCAGAGAUUCCUCCUUUAUGCCCCUGGGACACAUGCUCACCCAAAAAAUAGCCUACCAGAUAGCCUCUGGCCUGGCCUACCUGCACAAGAAAAACAUCAUCUUCUGUGACCUAAAGUCCGACAACAUCCUGGUCUGGUCUCUGGACAUCAAGGAGCACAUCAACAUCAAGCUAUCCGACUACGGCAUCUCCCGGCAAUCGUUCCACGAGGGCGCCCUCGGUGUGGAGGGCACUCCCGGCUACCAGGCCCCGGAGAUCCGGCCUCGCAUCGUGUAUGACGAGAAGGUAGACAUGUUCUCCUAUGGGAUGGUGCUCUACGAGUUGCUGUCAGGACAGCGGCCUGCACUGGGCCAGCACCAGCUUCAGAUCGCCAAGAAACUGUCCAAGGGCAUCCGCCCAGUUCUGGGUCAGCCAGAGGAAGUGCAGUUCCAUCGACUGCAGGCACUAAUGAUGGAGUGCUGGGAUACGAAGCCGGAGAAGCGACCACUGGCGCUGGCGGUGGUGAGCCAGAUGAAGGACCCGACCUUUGCAACCUUCAUGUACCAACUGCCCUGCGGGAAGCAGACGUCUUUCUUCUCAUCCCAGGGCCAGGAGUACAUGGUGGUGUUCUGGGAAGGCAAGGAGGAGUCCAGGAACUACACGGUGGUGAACACGGAGAAGGGCCUUCUGGAAGUGCAGCAUAUGAGCUGUGCGGGAAUGAAGCUGAGCUGCCAACUCAAGAUCCAGAACUCGCUGUGGACGGCCACCGAGGACCAGAAGAUCUACAUCUACAGCCUCAAGGGCAUGUGUCCACUGAACACACCCCAGCGGGCUUUGGACACCCCGGCCAUCGUCACCUGCUUCUUGGCGGUACCUAUUAUAAAAAAGAACUCCUACCUGGUGCUGGCGGGCCUGGCGGACGGCCUGGUGGCGGUGUUCCCGGCGGCAUGGGGCGCCCCGGACCCCGGCUGCUCCUACCUCUGCUCACACACGGCCAACAGGGCCAGGUUCGGCAUCCCCGACGAGGACGCCCGGCAGAACCCCUACCCCGUGACGGCCAUGGAGGUGGUCAACAGCGGGUCCGAGGUCUGGUACAGCAACGGGCCAGGCCUGUUGGUCAUUGACUGCGCGGCCCUGGAGAUACGCCGGCGGCUAGAGCCCUACACGGCGCCCUCGGUGGUCACGUCUGUGGUGUGCGGCUCGGAGUGCCGUGGUGAGGAGGUGGUGUGGUGCCUGGACGACAGGGCCAACUGCUUGGUGAUGUUCCACUCGGCGACCUACCAGCUGUGCGCCCGCUACUUCUGCGGGGACCCCAGCCCCACUGGGGACGUGUUUCCCGUGCGCCCGAUGGGCCCACCUCCCCUGGACAGCCCCGUGGCCAGCCCGAGGGAGCCCACGAGGGGCUCCAUCGCCGACGUGAGCUUCAUGUUCAGCGAGGAGCUGGGCACACAGAUCCUCACCCACCAGGACUCACUGACCGACUACUGCUCCCUGUCCAGCCUGCCCUGCUCCCCAGCGAGCUCUGCCAGCUUGCCCUUCUGUGCUGACUGCGAGGACAGCAGCCAGCUGCCCAAGCCAGCCGCAGGCUCCGACAGGCCGGCACAUGACCUGAGCCCCGUGGAUGGCGAGGCGUUCAGCCAGCACCUGCAGGCUGUGAAGAUCCUCGCCGUGAAAGACGUCAUCUGGGUCCCCAGGCGCGGUGGAGAUAUCAUCGUCAUUGGCCUGGAGAAGGAGGCAGGAACUCAGCGGGGCCGCGUGAUUGCUGUCUUGAAAGCCCGAGAGCUGACUCCACACGGGGUUCUCAUGGAUGCUGCCGUGGUGGCAAAGGACACGGUUGUGUGCGGCUUUGAGAACGAAAAUCUGGAGUGGUGCCUGGCUGUCUGGAGGGGCUGGGGCACGCAGGAGUUUGACAUUUUCUACCAGUCCUAUGAGGAGCUGGGCCGGCUGGAGGCGUGCGUGCGGAAGAGGAGGUGA